GUCACCAAUGCGCGACUGAAGCAAAUUUCAAUGUCUUGAAGUGUUAGCAGUCUGCACACCAAAUGAUCCAACAUAACUGCAAGCUUGCCUUUCACCUGUACUCGACCUAUCAGCAGUAGUAGCCCUCGCCCUAUACACAGCCCCCUACUACCUCGCUUUUUGGCGCUCUGACACGAAGGACUCAUCGCGCCUCAAGCGCGAGCAAUCACCAUAUAUGACUCCAUCGCACUGCACAUGGGAGCAUCCAUGCCACACAUUGACCACCUUUACUAACUCUCAUCCAUAGCGCGGCUUCCCUAAACGCACGUUCACCGUGCUCAAGACACAACCAGUUGCUGCAGCCAGGAAUGCAGCCGGGAUGCAGCGCUCGCUACCUCCCGCCAUGUUGCCCCAGCACCUCAGCCCCAGCGGUCUCCCUCCUCCAACCGGCACCUCCCGCCGCCCGCUGCCCCCGCAGCCGACAUGUCGGUGGCUGCUACAGGUCCUCAAACCCCGCCAGCACAACCUCAGCCCGCCUCCGUCUCAUGUCUGUAGAAGCUUCCCGUCUUCAACUCCAUCACCUGCGGCCUAACGUCAGGCUGUUAUCAACGACAACACACCAAGCAGCACCAGCAAGGGCAGCAACAGCACCAGCAGCGGUGUUCACGGUAGCAGAAGAAGCACCGGAUACGCUCCCGCAUCAUCCCAUCAGGAGCCCAGCACCCCUAGCAGCAGCGGCACGGCGGCCGUACCGGUCCCGGCGGCGCCUGCACCAUGCAGGGCAGCAGCAAGCCACACCCGCAUUGUCAUGCCGGGGGAAUGCAGGGGACUGCGAUGUCGGCCGGCAGCUAACGGCAGCGGCGGCAGCAGGGCCCGCACCUCCAUCCGCGUCCUCCUCAGCAGAUGCAGAAGGAUGCCGCAGGACGCGGCAGGACGCCUCGCCUGCCACAACUCCAGUACCAAAAACUACAACAACAACAAGUGCUGCUGCUGCUGCUGGUGGUGUUGCUACUGCUGCUGCUGCUCCCAAAGCGCAUGCAGCGGUGGAUGCGUCAACACCUCGCACCUGGACAGCGAUGCAGGACCCGGUCGUGGAGUCAGGUGGCGAGGUGUGGGGGAGCAGUCCUGCUGGCAGGCCCCCACACCUCGGACCAACACCACCACCACCACCACAGCAGCAGCAGCAACAACAACACGCGCAGCAGCAGCAGCAGCAGCAACAACAACACGCGCAGCAGCAGCAGCAACAACAACACGCGCAGCAGCAGCGGCAGCAACAUGCCUUGCGGCAGCGGCCACACGAUCCGCAUCUUGAACAGCACACGGAGCAGUCGUCAGCAGCGUUGCCUGGCACAAGCCUGGGUCGGCGGAGCCUCCUGGUCACGGCAGCAGCAGCAGCGGUGGCAGCUCCGGUGCUGCCUGUAUCGAGGUCAUCAGCUCUGCCUGCUGCCGCCGCCCCCACACAAGGCUUGUCAGCAGCAGGGCUCGAAUCGCCCCCCACCACCACCCCCGGCCGCACCUCCGCGCAGUGCCGCCAGGCGCACGCGCCCUUCCUGCUGCGGCCCGACUACGCCGGUCCCGGGCCGCUGCGGGUGGCUCGGCUGCCGCGUCGGGAGCACACCUGCGCCCGCUGCUUCCCCGCCUGCGUGAACGGGGCAUGCAGGCUGCGGGUGGAUGUGGUGUAUCCGCGGGGCGGCUCCGAGCUGGGUCUGGGUCCGCCCUACCCGCUGGCGGUGCUGUCGGCGGGGUUCCUGCUGGCGGGGGGGGAGUACACCUCGUACGCGGAGCGGCUGGCCAGCUGGGGCUACACCGUGCUGCUGUACGACCGCAACGAGACGCUGGCGGCCCCGCUGGAUGAUGCUGCGUGCGUGCGGCUGCUGGUGGGGCUGCUGGACUGGGCGGAGGGCGACCCGCUGAUGAGGCGGCUGGCCGACCCGCGGGUCAGGGGGG
Astrephomene gubernaculifera is the source of this 1929-nucleotide messenger RNA. The record is from the annotation of a GenBank genome assembly. Lineage: Eukaryota; Viridiplantae; Chlorophyta; Chlorophyceae; Chlamydomonadales; Astrephomenaceae.